CUCGGACCUGCCCCGCCGGAUGCCCAUCAUUUCCACGGUGAGCGCCAGUACAGGCUGACACCCGGUCAGCCCGGUUAGCUUGUGGAUCAAUGACAGCUUAGAGCCCUGCCAUGUAAUGUACCAGGACGCGCACUCCUUGAUUCGCUGGUGGCGCAAGCUUGGCUCGGUCUUCCAAGCUCCACUGCCGAGCCCACAACUUCGCCGACGGCCCGGUGAUGUUUUGCCCACAGGCAUUGCCAGAAAACUUUGCCUAGUUGGGGGGGGGGGGGGAGGAGAAGGUGGAGAGCAGGCAGGCCAGGCUGUUAAAGAGCGCGCAGGGCUCAAUGAGAUCGACUCGGUCGAGUGUGUCGAAGGCAUCAAGCUAGCUGGGAUUGUGACCUGCGUGACCCUGGCGUGCUUCCUGAUGCUCAUGGACACCAUGGUCGUCAGCAACGGCGAUUAUGCUUCGGCCUCUGGUAAUUUUGAACUAUGGACGCCAGGGGCUGUAGUGGUUUCGGGGUGGUAAGGAAGGGGAGCAGAGAAAGAGCGAGAUGAUCGCUGCAUCAGGUCAUACCGCGCACCACAGAUGAGUUCAACUCGCUCCAAGAUAGAGGAUGAUACGCCAGUGUAUACCAAUUUGGGAGCGUAGGUAUCCGGCACCGCUGGCCCUGGGCUUCAUCGCACUAUCUCGGGCUGCACGCCCUGAGAGAAGUGUCCAGGUAAAAGAUAGCAACGCGUCUUGCAACAAGUCCUGACAUACUGACUUUCCAUAGCAAUCAUUAGC
This is a messenger RNA of Cryphonectria parasitica EP155, 763 nucleotides long. RefSeq lists its product as uncharacterized. The record is from RefSeq and is a predicted model, not a curated record. The transcript is spliced from 2 exons. Bases 116 to 505 code for a protein of 129 amino acids. Lineage: Eukaryota; Fungi; Ascomycota; Sordariomycetes; Diaporthales; Cryphonectriaceae.